AAUGCAAUCUACGCAAAAAAACGCGUCUAAUGAUGUGCCACAGUUGAAAUUUGAGUGAAGCGUUCGGAGUCAUUCAGGUGCCACUUUAACUUAAAACUUACACAAAAAUGGCUUUGCUGGCCUAAAUUUGCACUUACGAUCGACUUUACCCUUCCUUCAAAUUUCAAGUGUGGCACAUCGCUAUACGCGUUUUUUCGCGUAGAUUGCAUUUCUGAGAUUCGUUUUCCAAAAAUGUUUGCUGGAAAGCCAAAAAUCAGAAAUUUCACUUUUUGAACCUUUUCCCCAUAAGAGAACCAUGCAAAACUUUAAACGCUCUGCGGGAUCGGAAAAUAUUAUCCGAUCUCAAAAAAUUAAAAUGCGUUGAAUUUGUCAUCGGCCAGGGCAACUUUUCCGCACUAUUACGUUUUCAAUUUCCAAAAUCCUUUUCCUACGACCCACUCUAGCCAACACACACAGGAGAGAAGUCAUUCGAGUGCACCGUGUGCAACAAAAGUUUUGCUAGAUCCGACCACCUGCAAAGUCAUCUGCGAACCCACACAGAGAAGCAAUUCGAGUGCUCCGUGUGCACCAAGACUUAUGCUAGAUGGAGUUACGUACGGAUACAUAUGCGAACACACACAGGAGAGAAGCCAUUUCAAUGCACUGUGUGCAACAAAACUUUCGCUUUAUCUGGAACCCUGGAAACUCAUUUGCGUACCCACACAGGAGAGAAGCCAUUCGAGUGCUCCGUGUGCAACAAGACUUUUGCUUUAUCUGCAACCCUGAAAACUCAUUUGCGUACCCACACAGGAGAGAAGCCAUUCGAGUGCUCCGUGUGCAACAAGACUUUUGCUUUAUCUGCAACCCUGAAAACUCAUUUGCGUACCCACACAGGAGAGAAGCCAUUCGAGUGCUCCGUGUGCAACAAGACUUUUGGGAGACACAGCCAGGAGCGAGCUUUUCUGAGGAGAUGUUGCUGCGGUGGUGGAUUGGCUACCUGCUUCCGAGGGUCCACGCAAAGGGAUAGGCGGGACCCAGCCGACCCAUCUCGCUCCUAG
Messenger RNA from Frankliniella occidentalis (western flower thrips), 1037 nucleotides. RefSeq names its product protein krueppel-like. Gene Ontology annotation, molecular function: DNA-binding transcription factor activity, RNA polymerase II-specific; RNA polymerase II cis-regulatory region sequence-specific DNA binding. The transcript is spliced from 2 exons. Gene Ontology annotation, biological process: central nervous system development; regulation of transcription by RNA polymerase II. Bases 606 to 1037 code for a protein of 143 amino acids. The record is from RefSeq and is a predicted model, not a curated record. Lineage: Eukaryota; Metazoa; Arthropoda; Insecta; Thysanoptera; Thripidae. Gene Ontology annotation, cellular component: nucleus.